UGGUUCACCACCGCCGCUCUCCCGCAGCUGCAACACCUCGUCGUUCGCACCGUCCCGGCUUUUUCCGAUUUCCAUCUUUUCAACAUUUCCUCCCGUUGCCGCCUGAAGACGUUGAACCUUUCCGGCACUUAUCGCCUCACCGAUUCCGGGAUUCAAAAAGCAGCUCCGCACCGCUACAUGAAACGGUUGCGAUUCCUAGAGAUCAGCGACGCUCCCUCCCUAACGAACGCGGGGUUGGAUUCUCUAACGACCCUGCAGCGCCUGGAGACGCUGAGCCUCGAUCUCU
Pterocles gutturalis (yellow-throated sandgrouse) is the source of this 286-nucleotide messenger RNA. Its product is annotated as F-box/LRR-repeat protein 12-like. The transcript is spliced from 2 exons. The record is from RefSeq and is a predicted model, not a curated record. Lineage: Eukaryota; Metazoa; Chordata; Aves; Pterocliformes; Pteroclidae. The annotation marks the transcript as partial.